AUGGAGCUGCGCACGCAGACGCGCAAGGCUAAGGCCGAAGGCGAGCACACGCUAUCGCACGCGCGCACCCACCUCGACGCCGCCAUGGCGGCCUGGGACAAGAUGCCAAGCCACCGCUACGGCGCAGACGCGCUCAGGCUGGCCUUUUCGAGCAGGGGUGCGGUGCGCAUCUCCAAGAUCGGGUGUUUCGGCCUCGGAGACCUGGUCCAUGCGGUUGAAGACAGGGAGGGCGAAUAUAUCGCCCCCUAUAAUGUUUGUGCCUGUCGGGCGCAGCACGCGUUGGCGUUUGCGGUUCGGGCUGCGCUGGUGCGGAUCUACCGCGAGGAGCAGCACCAGGACCACGCCGGGGAGGAAACGGAAGAGGGGGAAAGGGAAACAGCGGCUAUCCGGCUCCUGUUCCAGGACCCCACCUACACCGACAAGUGCCGCGCCCUGCUGACCGAGAAGGGCGGCGAGGUCGUGGGGAGCUUCGGCGUGGGCGGCUUCGCCGAGGUCGACGAACAUACACUCGUCGUCUCGCUGAAUCCGUUCGCGCCCGUGCGCGAGAUCAUCGCCGAUGUCGCGAUGCCGGCCGCCAUGCUGUGGAGGCCGUGUGUCAGCGAGGAAUCGGAGGAGAGGGGCCCGGGCUGGUAUGUGCGGAAUGCUGACGGGGUGGCGGUGUGGCAUAGGCAGUACAUGGAUGAUCCGACGACGCCGCGGGUCCGGAGGCUGUGUGAGGGCUAUAUCAAGAUCGAUAUCCCGGAGGACGAGCAUGGUUAA
Molecule: messenger RNA, 759 nt
Organism: Anthostomella pinea
Lineage: Eukaryota; Fungi; Ascomycota; Sordariomycetes; Xylariales; Xylariaceae
Source: the annotation of a GenBank genome assembly